AUGCACACUAUCUUGAGCCAGCCUCCCCCCGCCCUCCUGCCACGUCCACCCACUCAGACCCUGUCCUCACCCAACUUUUGUGCUGUUUUGUUCUGGCAAGCAUUGUUUAUUAGAGGAAGCGCAUGUCAUCGUAACAGUGCACAACAACUACAGGGAGUCAACUCCAACUCUAAUAACGACAAUCACAAAUCUGGUGGGUCAGUCAACUCUAAUAACGACAAUCACAAAUCUGGUGGGUCAGUCAACUCUAAUAACGACAAUCACAAAUCUGGUGGGUCAGUCAACUCUAAAAACGACAAUCACAAAUCUGGUGGGUCAGUCAACUCUAAUAACGACAAUCACAAAUCUGGUGGGUCAGUCAACUCUAAUAACGACAAUCACAAAUCUGGUGGGUCAGUCAACUCCAACUCUAAUAACGACAAUCACAAAUCUGGUGGGUCAGUCAACUCUAACGACAAUCAUAAAUCUGGUGGGUCAGUCAACUCUAAUAACGACAAUCACAAAUCUGGUGGGUCAGUCAACUCUAAUAACGACAAUCACAAAUCUGGUGGGUCAGUCAACUCUAACGACAAUCACAAAUCUGGUGGGUCAGUCAACUCUAACGACAAUCACAAAUCUGGUGGGUCAGUGAACUCUAAUAACGACAAUCACAAAACUGGUGGGUCAGUCCAAUCUAAUAACGACAAUCACAAAUCUGGUGGGUCAGUCAACUCUAAUAACGACAAUCACAAAUCUGGUGGGUCAGUCAAAUCUAAUAACGACAAUCACAAAUCUGGUGGGUCAGUCAACUCUAAUAACGACAAUCACAAAUCUGGUGGGUCAGUCAACUCUAAUAACGACAAUCACAAAUCUGGUGGGUCAGUCAACUCUAACGACAAUCACAAAUCUGGUGGCUCAGUCAACUCUAACGACAAUCACAUAUCUGGUGGGUCAGUCAACUCUAAUAACGACAAUCACAAAUCUGGUGGGUCGGUCCUCGACAGAGAGUCACACCCGUACGUUAUUUUCAACAGACAUGGGGCUAAGGGACAAGAAGGUCACGUCUGGGAGGGUCCAAGAUGGCUUUCGGCGAGUAGAAAAGUGCGCCGCGGGAAAAGAGAAAGUAGAAACAAACGAGCACCUCGAGACACUAUUUAG
Molecule: messenger RNA, 1137 nt
Organism: Biomphalaria glabrata
Lineage: Eukaryota; Metazoa; Mollusca; Gastropoda; Planorbidae
Product: probable serine/threonine-protein kinase clkA
Exons: 2
Coding region: 1-1137 (378 amino acids)
Source: RefSeq, a predicted model, not a curated record